Molecule: messenger RNA, 1449 nt
Organism: Daphnia pulex (common water flea)
Lineage: Eukaryota; Metazoa; Arthropoda; Branchiopoda; Diplostraca; Daphniidae
Product: modifier of mdg4-like
Exons: 2
Coding region: 135-1190 (351 amino acids)
Biological process (GO): regulation of transcription by RNA polymerase II
Cellular component (GO): nucleus
Molecular function (GO): protein binding
Source: RefSeq, a predicted model, not a curated record
AAAAGAAAUACAAGAUAAACUAGCAGACAGCUUUGUUGUAAACUGAAGUAAUAAAAACGGAAAACAACAACUUUGUGGGCUUGUUUUUGUUUUAUUGUUUGCUACUGCUGAUUCUCAAAAUAAUUUUAUUCAAGAUGGACAAUCAAGUUUGUUUAAGGUGGAACAAUUUUCAAUCAAGUUUAACUACGACAUUAGAGAUUCUGUGGGACGAAGAAUCCUUUUGUGAUGUGACCCUGUUUUGCGGAGGACAAGAAAUUCGAGCUCACAAAGUUGUUUUGAGUGCUUGCAGUAUGAUAUUUAAAAGUUUGCUUAAAAAUAAUACUUGCCGACAUCCAAUAAUAAUUCUGCAUGAUAUUAGUCUAAAUAUUUUAGAAGCUAUUCUACAGUUUAUUUACAAAGGAGAAGUCAAUAUAGAACAAGAUCAACUAAACAACCUUCUACGAGCAGCAACUUUGUUGCAAAUUAGGGGUUUGGCUGGGAUUGCAGAAAAUGAAGUUGAUUUAGAAAAUCAGCUCUUAAGCAAACCAAUGAAAACUGGUCUCAGUCAGAAUUUUCCAAGUUCUGAUUUCAGCCCUGUCAAGAGGAAGAAGCCCAAAGUCUCAUCAUCACCAAAAGAUAAUGACGCUGAACCUCUUUUGGUUACACCUAAAGAAGAGCCAUUAAGUGAAGAGGAAACAUGUGGCAGUGCAAUUUACACUGAUGAAGUUUAUGAAAGACCUGAUAGCUUAGUUGUAUUGGACAGAAAAGAGGAGGAUGAGUGCAGUCAUGGUGUUAUUGAUGUUGACCCUUUAGUUACAAAGUCAACCAAUAUGCCAUCAGCUGUUAACUCUUCUGUUGAAAUGAUUUCUAAUUCAAGCCAAGCGGUUGCCUGUAACAACAUCCAGUUUCCUCCCUAUCCUUGCCCUUUCUGCUGUCGUGCUUACGCUACCUGGGGUUUCAGAAGACGUCACAUCAAAGCUAUUCACACUACGAGUCCAAAGUUACCAUGCAAGUGGUGCAGCACUGUUAUGGCGUCGCGAGGAGACUGGGAGAACCACGUCAUUGACGAACAUCACUUGAGCCGAUCUGAAGCUGAACAAGGUCUCAAGGUUUUGGAAGAAGCACACAUGGUUCUCCAAACUACAAACAUUGCCGACGAUGUUCUCAAAGAAACUGCUGACCGUUCGUUUAGAUCUAAAGAUAAAAAGUAACAAUUUUAAAACUACUGUGUACUGGUAUCUCAGCUAACUAAACUCUUAUCCAUAAACGGACAAUCUGUAGUCAAUCAAGCGACGGAAGUCUAAUAAUCUUUUUGUGUGUGUGCGUUUUACACCUCUUUAUUAUGAAAUGGUAUUAUUAUGAAUCUUUUAAAUAUUUCAACUUGACUGAUCUUCCCAAACCGUUUCUCUUCUACUGUAAAAAUGUUUUUAUCUUUUUCAGAAAGUAAUAUAUUCUUUCUUUUUUUGGUAA